Messenger RNA from Armigeres subalbatus, 1020 nucleotides. RefSeq lists its product as uncharacterized. Lineage: Eukaryota; Metazoa; Arthropoda; Insecta; Diptera; Culicidae. The transcript has 4 exons. The record is from RefSeq and is a predicted model, not a curated record. The coding region runs from base 1 to 1005 and encodes 334 amino acids.
AUGAACAAAGAUUUCUACGCCGAUGUGCUCAAGACGAUGCGCAGCGCCUUGGACUUUGGUAAAGAGGAUUGUGAAGUGGCUACACGAAUAUAUCGCGAGAAAAUCGCCAUGUGUUACGGAGUGAACCCGUCAACACUGAAAACGACGCCGCAGGAAGUGCCUUUGACGAUCACGUUUGCCAGCAUAUAUCAAUUCCUGGUCGAGCAUCCAAAUCCAUUUACGGGUCAACCCAAAGAUUGCGCUAAAGACAUGGAAGCUAUUUUGUAUUACAAAAAUGAAUGGGUUAAGAGUGUUUCCGGAAAGAAAGUGCACGACGUAUACGCAGUGCAUGGAUCCGUACGACAUUCCUUCGCACUAAAUGAAAAACCUCUGACACCAUGGAUUUUAAUUAGUGAAUCCGGCAGGAUACUUGCAGCGCACUGCAACUGUGCCAUCGGUCUUUUUGAAUGUUGCAGUCAUAUCGGUGCAACGUUGUUUGCAUUAGAGGGCAUUCGAACGUCAAUACUCGAGAAGAAAGAAAUUACUGAUUUACCGGCGUACUGGAAGAAGCCACCGACGAGUAUCAGCGAAAACCUGUAUAAAAAAGUACGUGACAUUGACUUUGGCAAGCAGAUCCAGAGAGCAUAUUAUGCCACCACUCCAUCAACUUCAACUAAUUACGAUUUUAUCUGUCGAAAUUUAUUGAGCUCGCUACAGAUGGACGGAAUAAAUGUUGCUAGUACCACUCUAUUUUGUGGUGAAAAACAAAUGGCCUUCAGUUGUACAAUUUGUACACACGAGUCUGAACUUAAAAAUGAUCUUAAGAACUACAAUUUCCAACUACUCUACGACCCUUUAAACAAGAGUACAAUUGAGCAGUUACAAAAAGUAGCGGCAGAGUUCAUUCGCAAUUUUACAAGUGAUCCAGAUCUGUUGAUGAAGAUUGAUAAGCUUACCGCAGACCAAUCGGAUUCCAAGUGGAAUGGAAUGUUUUCCGAAGUGGGCGUAUCACGGCUUCAAACAUGAAAGAUGUGUGUUGCA